UACUAUAAAUGGACAGAAUGGACAUACGUUCGUUGCGCAAACAUGUCUUAACUUACAGCUCGUAUAGAUUAUGUUCUGCCAAUAUCCAAGUGCUACAAGUUUUUUUCUAUGUUAAAUCGUUAAUAUCAGCAGUUUUUGUUCGUUUAAAUUUAACACAUGCAGAUAUCUAGUCGUGCGUAAAACCGUAUUGUGCGUAAAACCGUUUUGUGCGUAAAACAUAAAAUAAAGUUGUGCACAGAUGGAGCAGGGUGCCGUCCCGGAGCGCGCGUUGCCGCUGUGCAGACGCUUGUGUUACGCAGUGGGUCACUUUCUGAAUGACCUGUGCGCCUCGCUGUGGUUCACGUACCUGCUCGUGUACCUCCACGCGGUGCUGGGCUUCCGGAGCACCGCGGCCGGAGCGCUGCUGCUGCUCGGGCAGGUGGCGGACGGAGUGUGCACCCCUCUGGUCGGGUACGAGUCCGACCGGGUCCCGGGAGUCAAGAGGCUUGGGAAGAGAAAGACGUGGCAUUUACUGGGUACAGUGUGUGUGCUGCUCUCCUUCCCGUUCCUGUUUAACCCGUGUUUGGCCUGUAGCUCCUCCACGCCUGAAUGGGCUCAGAUCCUGUACUUCUCCCCUUUCGUCAUCCUGUUCCAGUUUGGAUGGGCCUCAGUGCAGAUCUCUCACCUGUCACUCAUCCCAGAGCUGGCGUCGUCAGAGGGAGCCAAGGUGGAGCUCACAGCGUUCAGGUACGCCUUCUCUGUGGUGGCCAACAUCACUCUGUACGCUGGGGCCUGGCUCCUGUUUCACUUCCAGAGAAACGUAGAUCCUGAUGCUUCAGACAGUCUGGGCCCCGCGGACAUCCCACUUUUCAGGAGUUUGUCCCUGAUCAUGCUGUGUAUUGGGGCUGUCUUCUCUCUGAUAUUUCACAUUGGGACAAAGGAAAACGUGACCAGUCCUGAAAAUGAAAGGCUGAUCCGAAACUCUCAAGUGACAGACUCUCAGAGCACCGAGUUCAAGUGGAAACACUGGCUAAAAGAGCCUUCGUUUUAUCAAGUGGCCUUCCUCUACAUGUGCACCAGGCUCAUAGUGAACCUCUCUGUCACCUACAUGUCUGUGUAUCUCACAAACUCACUCAUGUUACCAAAGAGAUUUAUAGCGACCAUCCCUCUUGUGAUGUACGUCAGUGGGUUUGCGUCUUCUCUCGCCAUGAAACCUGUCAGUAAACGCAUAGGAAUCACAACGACGUACCUGGUGGGUGUGCUUCUGGUGUUUGGGUUUGCGGUGUGUGUGUUUGUGGACUGGUCGAUGGGAGCUCAGAGAGUUUAUGGAGCUGCGGUGAUGUUAGGAGCAGGUUCAGCCGUGAUCCUGGUCAUGUCUCUGUCCAUGACCUCCACACUCAUCGGAAAACACACCCAAAGUGGAGCUUUUGUGUACGGCUCCAUGAGUCUCACAGACAAACUGGCCAACGGUCUGGGGGUCAUCCUGAUCCAGAGCCUGAGACCCUGCAGUUCGGAGCAGUGCUGUCCGGACUGUGUGUGGUUCUACCGUGACGUCAUGGUAACGGUGACAGGGGGCGUGGCCAUAGCGACGGCGCUCUGUCUGCUUACCGUGUUCAUCUGGCCAAUCAGAAUAAGGAAGAAAUAAGAAGGCCAGUGUUCUUUUAAAUGAAUCUAUUUAUGUCAUUGUUUACAGAAAUACACUUUGGUUCACUUUUAUGCUGCGAAUUGUUAGUUCAUUAUGUAAAUGUGUUUUAAAUGAACAAUAUUACCUACAGAGUUAUGUCAAAACAACUAAAAUAAAGCAUGUGUUUUACGUUUUAA
This is a messenger RNA of Boleophthalmus pectinirostris (great blue-spotted mudskipper), 1800 nucleotides long. RefSeq names its product major facilitator superfamily domain containing 12b (gene mfsd12b). Gene Ontology annotation, molecular function: symporter activity. The record is from RefSeq and is a predicted model, not a curated record. Gene Ontology annotation, biological process: carbohydrate transport. Gene Ontology annotation, cellular component: membrane. Bases 239 to 1624 code for a protein of 461 amino acids. NCBI's taxonomy places the organism in Eukaryota, Metazoa, Chordata, Actinopteri, Gobiiformes, Gobiidae. The transcript has 9 exons.